Messenger RNA from Nymphaea colorata (pocket water lily), 1754 nucleotides. Its product is annotated as cytochrome P450 81Q32-like. Lineage: Eukaryota; Viridiplantae; Streptophyta; Magnoliopsida; Nymphaeales; Nymphaeaceae. The record is from RefSeq and is a predicted model, not a curated record. The transcript has 2 exons. The coding region runs from base 51 to 1604 and encodes 517 amino acids. Gene Ontology annotation, molecular function: heme binding; iron ion binding; oxidoreductase activity, acting on paired donors, with incorporation or reduction of molecular oxygen.
CUUCACUUCAUCAUCCGCCGUUUCUCAUGUGAGAGAGAGAGAGUCCAAAAAUGGAGUUCCUGUGCACUCCGCUUCUCCUCUUCCUCUUCUUCUCAGCAAUUCUAGGAAUCAGCUUCAAAUUCCUGCACAAAGACAGGCUACCUAAGAAUCUCCCACCCUCCCCACCAGCUCUGCCCAUAAUCGGCCACCUCCAUCUGCUAAAAAAGCCUCUGUAUCGCAGCCUCGCCGACCUCUCCGCCAAACACGGGCCGACUCUCUCCCUCCGCCUCGGAUCCCGCCUCGCCCUCAUCGUCUCCUCCCCCGACCUCGUCGAGGAGUGCUUCACCAUCCAUGACAUCGCCUUCGCCAACCGCCCCCAUCUCCUCGCCGGCCGAUACAUGGGCAACAAUUAUACCACCAUCGCGUGGACCUCCUACGGCCCCCACUGGCGCAACCUCCGGCGGAUCGCCACCCUCGAAGUGCUUUCCUCUGCCCGACUCCAGGCCUUCGCCGGCCUUCGCCGUGACGAGGUCCAGUCUCUCCUGCGCCAGCUGUUCGAGGGGUCCGACCCUGCUGGGUUCGCGCAGGUGGAGCUGAGCUCGAUGGUGGCCGCCCUGGCAUUCGACACGAUCGUCCGGAUGGUCACCGGAAGACGGUGGUACGAGAAAGGAGUGGCGCGAUCGGAGGAGUCGAGGCGGUUCCUGGCCGUCAUCAAGGAGGCGAUGGCCUUGCAAGGAGCGGUGAGCAUCGGUGAUUACAUACCAGCGUUGAGAUGGCUGGACCUGCAGGGGAUAGAGAGGCAGAUGAAAGGCUGCUAUAAUAGAAGGGAGGUGCUGUUUCAGGGUUUGGUGGACGAGGAAAGGAGAAAGCGUCGUGGUGGCGAUGGCGGAGAUGGUGGAAGCGACGCCGGAGAUUCAAGGGGCAGCCUUAUCGACUUCCUUCUUUCCCUGCAGGAGACCGAGCCGGAAUACUACACCGAUCUGCUGAUCAGAGGGGUCAUGAUGGUAAUGCUGGCUGCCGGAACCGACACAACAGCGACGACACUGGACUGGGCAAUAGCUCUGUUGCUGAACAACCCGGAUGUGCUGAAGAAGGCCAGAGACGAGCUUGAUGCUCGAGUCGGCACUGACAGGCUUGUGGAAGAAUCCGACCUUGCCAACUUGACCUACCUCCACUGCAUAGUGAAGGAAACUCUCAGGCUCUACCCUGCUGGCCCGCUCUUGCUUCCUCAUGAGUUAGGGGAGGACUGUAAUAUUGGGGGUUACGACAUUCCACGCGGCACAAUACUGUUCGUGAAUGCAUGGGCCAUCCAUCGCGACCCGAAGCUGUGGCCGGAGCCGACAAGGUUCAUCCCGGAGAGGUUCAGCGGGCUGGAAGAGAGAGACGAUGGUUUCAAGAUGAUCCCCUUUGGGUUCGGCCGGAGGAAGUGCCCGGGCUCAGGGUUGGCCAUGAAGGUUGUGCAGUUUGCCCUCGCUGGGCUGAUCCAAUGCUUCGAGUGGGAGAGAGUUGGGAGAGAAGAGGUUGACAUGGCUGAGGGUGUGGGGCUGACGCUGACGAGGGCAAACCCACUGCACGUUCUGUACAGACCACGCCACUCAAUGGUCAAAGUGCUCUCUCAUCUGUAGCUUAAUAGUAAGAAUUGCCACUUCUCUGUAACAUCUCACGGUUAGCUAUUUGCCCAAGAUUAUAGGUAUGUAUGUAACUAUAAAGUACCCACAUGUGGAAACAAAAAACUACAGAACCUUUCAAGUGGAAAUUCGUUUAUUUCUGCAUCA